AUGGAACCAGGGAAUGAUACACGAAUUUCAGAAUUUCUUCUUCUGGGAAUAUCAAAUGAACCAGAACUGCAGCCCUACAUAUUUGGGAUUUUCCUUUGCAUGUACCUGAUCACUGUAUUUGGGAACCUGCUCAUUUUCCUGGCUGUCAGUUCAGACCCCCACCUCCACACCCCCAUGUACUUCUUCCUCUCCAACCUGUCCUUUGUAGACAUCUGUUUCAUCUCCACCACUAUCCCAAAGAUGCUGUGGAACAUCCAAAUGCAAAGCAAAGGUAUAAGUUAUGAAGGCUGCAUCACCCAGAUAUACUUUUUACUACUCUUUGCAGGGUUGGAUGACUUUCUUCUAACCGUGAUGGCCUAUGACCGCUUCGUGGCCAUCUGCCACCCCCUGCACUACACAGUCAUCAUGAAUCCCCGGCUCUGUGGACUGCUGGUGCUCCUGUCCUGGGUGAUGAGUGCCCUGAAUUCCUUGGUACAAACCUUAAUGAUAUUGCAGUUGUCCUUCUGUAGAGACUUGGAGAUCCCCAACUUUUUCUGUGAACUCAAUCAGGUGGUCCGGCGUGCCUGUUGUGACACAUUUCUUAAUGACGUGAUGGUGUAUGUUGCAGCUGGGCUGCUGAGUGGUGGUCCGUUCAUUGCAAUACUUUACUCUUACUCUAAGAUAGGUUCCUCCAUAUGCAGAAUCUCACUAGCUCAGGGGAAGUAUACAGCAUUUUACACCUGUGCAUCUCACCUCUCAGUUGUUGCCUUAUUUUAUAGUACAAUCCUAGGAGUUUACCUUAACCCUGCUGAUGCCCACAGCUCACACUCAAGUGUAACAACCUCAGUGAUGUACACUGUGGUCACACCUAUGCUGAACCCCUUCAUCUACAGUCUGCGGAAUAAAGAUAUAAAGAAGGCACUAAAAAGAUUCUUUGGGCUAUAA
Molecule: messenger RNA, 924 nt
Organism: Hippopotamus amphibius kiboko
Lineage: Eukaryota; Metazoa; Chordata; Mammalia; Artiodactyla; Hippopotamidae
Product: olfactory receptor 7A17-like
Exons: 1
Coding region: 1-924 (307 amino acids)
Biological process (GO): G protein-coupled receptor signaling pathway
Cellular component (GO): membrane
Molecular function (GO): G protein-coupled receptor activity; olfactory receptor activity
Source: RefSeq, a predicted model, not a curated record